Tuber melanosporum (Perigord truffle) is the source of this 1125-nucleotide messenger RNA. RefSeq lists its product as uncharacterized. The record is from RefSeq and is a predicted model, not a curated record. The transcript has 3 exons. Gene Ontology annotation, cellular component: fungal-type cell wall. Bases 688 to 1125 code for a protein of 145 amino acids. NCBI's taxonomy places the organism in Eukaryota, Fungi, Ascomycota, Pezizomycetes, Pezizales, Tuberaceae. Gene Ontology annotation, molecular function: structural constituent of cell wall.
CUUUCUACAAUGCACCCAGGGAGGUCAAUACAGUAUGAACUCAUGGCGCUUUUUCUACCUCUCCUGAACUCUUUCUCAACUUCUGAAUUCGCCGAGAAAGCCUUUGAGCUGGGGCACUGGAUUAUUAUUGCUCAUGGGGAAAUCCUCCGUAAUGACGUCUGAUGAGAGGGUAUAUGGCUAAAACUUUAAUCUAGAUUCCACCCCGGCCGAGGACGCAAGGAGACACUCGCCGAUGAAGGGAUGGAGAUAUACAGUACUCGCACAUACAUGUCUUUCACAUCAUGAACGAAUUCCCGACGCCCCCGAAUACCAUCGAAUACAGUAGGGGGGGCGGGGCGGGAAGCGGGUACCUGUGCGGAAAUCUUGGCUCGUCAAUCUGCCUGCGGUAUGCUCCAUACCGGAUUAGCUUCGAGAUCCGAUCUACGCAUCUGGUGGACUGUUGAUACUCCAAUAUAUCUAUCUCCUUUUUUCAAAUUCCCUUUUCCCAUCGAGAGUUGAAUCGUAUAUAACCCCUCCUCGGUUCCCCCAUCAGUCACUUCCCUCUCACCAUCAUCUCAUCGAGCCUUCAUUCCAUACGCAACUACAUCCUUUCAUCAAAUCCCGGGCUGGCUGAAUGGUAUUAUUACCUCUCUACCGUAAUCCACCUAAUCAAUCCUCCAACGCUCUCUUCUUUUGCUCUUAAUAAAAAUGCGCGCCUCAGUCAUCUCCAUCCUCGCUCUCGCUCUCAGCGUCUCCGCCUCUCCCCUCGUUGGGCGACAAAUCACUUCUAUUGAGACUCAGAUCGCUGAUGGCAACCAGGAGGGCGGCAACUCUGCUAGCAACAAGGGAAAUGUUGUUGGCGACUUCACCAUCGAGCAGGGUGUCCAAACUUGCGGAAAUUCCCAAUUGAACUGCUGCAACAAGGUUGAGAAGAAGGGGGAUACCACCAAUGCUGGUCUGCUCGGAUCCGUCUUUGGAAGUGGAGAUCUUGGUGUCCAGUGCUCUCCUAUCAACGUUGCCGCUGUUAUUGGUGCCCAAGUCCCUAUCAACAAUGCUUGCGACGCAAAGGCAGCCUGCUGCCAAGGGAACACCUCUCAGAAUGGUGUUGUCAACGUCGGUUGCGUCGCCCUCGCCUCGCUCAUCUAA